Misgurnus anguillicaudatus (oriental weatherfish) is the source of this 4558-nucleotide messenger RNA. It is a transcript of the gene fzd3a, whose product is annotated as frizzled class receptor 3a. NCBI's taxonomy places the organism in Eukaryota, Metazoa, Chordata, Actinopteri, Cypriniformes, Cobitidae. Gene Ontology annotation, molecular function: Wnt receptor activity; Wnt-protein binding. Gene Ontology annotation, cellular component: plasma membrane. Gene Ontology annotation, biological process: canonical Wnt signaling pathway; non-canonical Wnt signaling pathway. The record is from RefSeq and is a predicted model, not a curated record.
GAUCCAAACGGCCCCGAGCCAUUGAAAUGAUGAUAUCAGAGGAUAAAUCUAAGCUAUUUCCAUACACACGACGCUUGCAUCCGAUGUGUUUAUUUCACGCUCGUGACCUUUAGUUUUUCUAAUGUGCUUUUGUAUACAAUGGUUAGAAAACAAUAAUCGUUUGCGCGUCAUCGUCAAAUGCGCGCCCCCAGUAGAAACCUGCACAAGGAUCACACAGGGAUCUUAUUGUUAGAUGAGAAGAGUGAGGGAGGUCCCACAUGUGAGUUAUCUCCACCAGAGAGAUUAAAACGUUGAUAUUUCCGGCACAGCAAAACCAAAUUGAAAGCCUGUACAUACAGGACAACCAAAGCAGAAAACAGAAAAUGGCUUGAAACACAUCGACAAGACCAGAAUUCAGCAAGGCACGGCAAAAUGGAAAAACACAUCCUAUCCGUCCAAUUUCUGUCUUAUGUCAAGCAGCAGAUAAUUUGUGGGGAAAUGAAGGAGCUCAGAUUUUCCUGAUAAACACUCACUCUCUUGGAAGCUUCGGAGUGAAAUCCCAACCAUGGCUGUCAUUUGGGUCCUGUUCUCCAUGCUGACUGUAUGCAUGGCAAUCAAUAUGGAAGCUACUGGGAGCCAUAGCAUGUUUACCUGUGAACCGAUCACAUUACGGAUGUGCCAGGGCCUCACCUACAAUACCACAUUUAUGCCCAACCUUUUAAAUCACUAUGACCAACAAACUGCUGCUCUCGCAAUGGAGCCCUUUCAUCCUAUGGUGAAUUUGGAGUGCUCUACGGAAAUCCGCCCCUUCCUGUGUGCCCUUUAUGCACCCGUGUGCACCGAAUAUGGCCGUGUGACCUUGCCAUGUCGACGCCUGUGCCAACUUGCCAAGAGCGAUUGCUACAAACUCAUGGACAUGUUUGGGGUCACCUGGCCAGAUGAGAUGGAGUGUAGCAGGUUUCCAGAAUGUGAUGAUUCUUAUCCACGAGCUAUAGAUCUUCUCCCCAGCAGUGAUGGUACAGAAGAAUCUCCUUCAUCUGUUCAACGGGACUACGGUUUCUGGUGCCCACGAGAGCUAAAGAUUGACCCCGAGCUGGGAUACUCAUUCAUGGGUGUGCGCGACUGCUCGCCUCCUUGCCCAAACAUGUACUUCCGCAAGGAUGAGCUCAUCUUCGCACGCUAUUUCAUUGGGGUCGUCUCCAUCGUCUGCCUGUCAGCCACGCUUUUCACAUUCCUGACCUUCCUCAUCGAUGUUGGACGAUUUCGCUACCCGGAGCGGCCCAUCAUCUUCUAUGCCGUCUGCUACAUGAUGGUGUCCCUGGUCUUCUUCCUGGGUUUCCUGUUGGAGGAUCGCGUGUCGUGUAAUGCCUCAAGCACCGGUCGAUUCCGCGCCUCCACCAUCACCCAGGGCUCCCAUAACAAAGCCUGCACACUGCUCUUCAUGACCCUUUAUUUCUUCACCAUGGCAGGUAGCGUGUGGUGGGUCAUCCUUACCAUCACCUGGUUCCUGGCUGCCGUUCCCAAAUGGGGAAGCGAAGCUAUUGAGAAGAAGGCUUUGCUUUUCCAUGCCGUGGCCUGGGGGGUACCGGGAGCCCUCACCAUCACCCUCAUGGCCAUGAACAAAAUCGAGGGUGACAGCAUGAGUGGCGUUUGUUUUGUUGGGCUUUACGAUCUUAUGGCCCUGCGAUGGUUCCUCUUGGUUCCUCUCGCAUUGGAUGUGGUCGUAGGCGUGGUGCUGCUGUUAGCCGGCAUCGCUGCACUUAAUAGGGUCCGAAUGGAGAUCCCUUUAGAGAAGGAGAACCAGGACAAGCUGGUGAAGUUCAUGAUUCGGAUUGGCGUGUUUUCAGUGCUGUAUCUGGUGCCUCUACUGACAGUGAUUGGAUGCUAUUUAUAUGAGCAGAGCUACAGAUCAGUCUGGGAGAGCACCUGGGUACAGGAGCGGUGUAGAGAGUACCACAUUCCCUGCCCAAUGAAGGUGGAACAGACAAGCAGGCCAGAUAUCGCAUUGUUUCUCAUUAAGUACCUGAUGAUGCUGGUGGUAGGCAUCCCAUCAGUGUUUUGGGUUGGAAGUAAAAAGACCUGCUUUGAGUGGGCCGGUUUCUUCAACGGGCAACGCAGAAAAGACAGCGCGGUGCACGAGAGCAGGCAGGUGCUCCAGGAGCCUGACUUCACCCAACUUCUCCUCAGGGACCCCAACAUCCCAGUGGUGAGAAAGUCCAGAGGCACCUCAACUCAGGGCACCUCCACCCACGCUUCCUCCACGCACCUCGCCAUGUUGGACGAGCCCCCCAGUGCCAGCACCAGCCGUGCGAGCAGCAAGGCCAGCAGCUUCCAUGGCAGUCUGCACCGCUCACGAGAUGGGAGGUACACAGCCAGUAGUUUCCGUGGUGCCGAGGACCGUCUUCCUCACGGGAGCACCCUACGGCUCAACGAUCCCCUACAGCACUGCAGCGUCAACCGCCUUGACAGCCAUUCGCGACAUGGCAGUCUGCAGCGUCUAGAGAGCCAAUCACGGCACAGCAGCGUACGGGACCUCAGCAACACUGCACAGACCAUCCAAAGCGUUCCUGGCAACGGGAUUCACCGUGUCAUAGAGGAGGAUGGAACCAAGGCAUGAACCUUAAUAUUGCAGCAGAUGAGAGCAAAUGAGUGAAGAGGACAUUGAGAUGAAGAAUUCACAUUGACUCCUAAUUUACAUUAAAAGAAUUCUCGCCGGCUUUGAUUUCACAGUGACUGAAUUCACAUUGACACUGGAUUCACAUUGACACUGAACUCAUAUUGGCUCCGAAUUCACAUAGACUGAAUACACACUGACAAAUUCACAUUGGUUCCGAUUUCACAAUGACAAAUUCACAUUGGUUCUGAAUUCGGACUGACUAUGAAUUCCUAUAGACUGAAUUCACAUUGACACUAUAUUCAUAUUGGCUCUGAAUUCACAGUGACAAAUUCACAUUGGCUACGAAUUCACAUAUACUGAAUUCAGACUGACUCUGAAUUCCCAUAGACUGAAUUAACAUUGACUUUGAAUUCACAUUGACACCGAACUCAUAUUGGCUCUGAAUUCACAUAGACUGAAUUCAAAUUGACUCUGAAUUGCCAUAGACUGAAUUAAUAUUGACUUUGAAUUCACAUUGACACUGAAUUCACAUAAACUGAAUUCACAUUGACUCUGAAUUCCCAUAGACUGAAUUAACAUUGACUUUGAAUUCACAUUGACACUGAACUCAUAUUGGCUCUGAGUUCACAUAGACUGAAUUCAAAUUGACUAUGAAUUCCCAAAGACUGAAUUAACAUUGACUUUGAAUUCACAUUGACACUGAACUCAAAUUGGCUCUGAAUUCACAUAGACUGAAUUCAAAUUGACUCUGAAUUCCCAUAGACUGAAUUCAAAUUGACUCUGAAUUCCCAUAGACUGAAUUAAUAUUGACUUUGAAUUCACAUUGACACUGAAUUCAUAUAAACUGAAUUCACAUUGACUCUGAAUUCCCAUAGACUGAAUUAACAUUGACUUUGAAUUCACAUUGACACUGAACUCAUAUUGGCUCUGAGUUCACAUAGACUGAAUUCAAAUUGACUCUGAAUUCCCAAAGACUGAGUUAACAUUGACUUUGAAUUCACAUUGACACUGAACUCAUAUUGGCUCUGAGUUCACAUAGACUGAAUUCAAAUUGACUCUGAAUUCCCAAAGACUGAAUUAACAUUGACUUUGAAUUCACAUUGACACUGAACUCAUAUUGGGUCUGAAUUCACAUAGACUGAAUUCAAAUUGACUUUGAAUUCACAUUGACACUGAAUUCACAUAAACUGAAUUCACAUUGACACUGAAUUCCCAUAGACUGAAUUAACAUCAACUUUGAAUUCACAUUGACCCUGAACUCACAUUGGCUCUGAAUUCACAUUGAAUGACUCUGAAAAAGAAAAAUAAUACAUCUUUGAGAUCCCUAGGCAUGAAUCUGGGACCUUGGGAUUACAUUCACCAAUGCUUUACCAAUGUAAAAUAAUGAGAAACAACUCAGCCGAAUGGACUUUAUGAAUUCUGCUGUUGAAGACUUGUAAUGUUUUCAGGUUAAAUGCUGUACUGUACUGUUAAGAUUUUCUCAGAGAUAUAAAAUAAUGAGAUUGUGAAAGCUGUGUGGAAUCAGUGUGUUUCUACAAAAACAGGGUUAAAGGUAAGAGCUUCUUAAGCAUCAUUCUGUGAUGUGUUGAGGUUCUUACUGUUUAAUGUUUCAAUGCUUUAAUGUUCUGGUUUGAAACUGCUUUUUAUUGUUUGUUGCACUUUUGACCGUUUUGUAGGACACAACUUGUAUACUGUAAGCCUCGCACAUUGGGGUUGGACUAUGAAUUUGAUUAAAAACAUGUAAAACACAAAAAGUUAGAAUAGAUAUAUUUUAGACUUAUUUCUUAAAUUGGCAUUUCAACUGAGCUCUUCUCUGUUGAGUUUUAGCACUAAUUAGUUGUCAUUUUCGUAUCAACAUAAUUUACCGAAAACUGUGAAAAUACUUUUGUAAUAACAUGUCCAUAAAAAAUAAGCAUCCCAGGUAAUUUAUGUACAAAAUAAAGUAUCACCACUACACAUUAA